Mesoplodon densirostris (Blainville's beaked whale) is the source of this 1376-nucleotide messenger RNA. RefSeq names its product mitochondrial ribosomal protein S7 (gene MRPS7). Gene Ontology annotation, cellular component: ribosome. Gene Ontology annotation, biological process: ribosomal small subunit assembly; translation. Bases 235 to 963 code for a protein of 242 amino acids. Gene Ontology annotation, molecular function: structural constituent of ribosome; mRNA binding; rRNA binding. Lineage: Eukaryota; Metazoa; Chordata; Mammalia; Artiodactyla; Ziphiidae. The transcript is spliced from 5 exons. The record is from RefSeq and is a predicted model, not a curated record.
GGCCUGCAUAGGGGCCUGAGAUUACCGAGCGCCGCGCCAGGCUGCGACGGAUAAUGGGAGAGCGAAUGUUUCCUUUUGACUCUUCGCUUUAGACCCCGGAGUGAGAGACUCUUAAGGCUCAGAUUAAUAGGGUGAUGCACAGAGUUAGGACCCUGUAGAGCCUUUUCCCCGUCUUCCGUCACUCGCUCAGGCACGCCGAGGGCAGCCUCUCUAGGGUCCUCGUGGCCAGCCAAGAUGGCUGCCUCCGCGGUGACGGCUGUGCGAGGGUGGUCGGGCUUGCUGCUGGGUGUGCGGAGUGUUGUCCGGAGGCUUCCAGGGCUAACCCAGGUGAGGUGGAGCCGCUAUGGUCCUGAAUGCCAGGAUCCCCAGAUUGACAAGGAAUAUUACCGCAAGCCCUUGGCCGCGCUGACUGAGGAGGAAAAGUAUGAGAGGGAGCUCAGGAAGACUCAGGUUAUCAAAGCUGCCCCUGCGACGAGAACAAGCUCUGUGUUUGAAGACCCAGUGAUCAGUAAAUUCACCAACAUGAUGAUGAAAGAAGGAAACAAAAUACUGGCCAGAUCCCUCAUGACACAGACUCUGGAAGCUGUGAAAAGGAAACAGUUUGAGAAGUACCACGCUGCUUCUGCAGAGGAACAGGCAACCAUUGAACGCAACCCUUACACCAUCUUCCACCAAGCACUGAAAAACUGUGAGCCUGUGAUUGGGCUGGUAUCCAUCCUCAAGGGUGGCCAUUUCUAUCAGGUCCCUGUGCCGCUAGCCGACCAGCGUCGCCGCUUCCUGGCCAUGAAGUGGAUGAUCACUGAGUGCCGGGAGAAGAAGCACCGGCGGAUGCUGAUGCCGGAGAAGCUGUCCCGGGAGCUGCUGGAGGCUUUUCACAACCGGGGCCCUGUGAUCAAGAGAAAGCACGACACGCACAAGAUGGCCGAGGCCAACCGCGCACUGGCCCACUACCGCUGGUGGUAACGGGGGGCAGGGGAGCCGGGAGGAGCCCAGCGCGCUGCCUUACGGAGUGGCGUGAGCCACUGCCACGUCGCAAAAUACCUGUGGGUUAAGCGUAUACUUGCCUUUCAGGGGCAGGCGGGCCUCAUAAGGAUGGAGCAGCACGUUUAUUGCUUGUUAGUCCUUUCUGGGGGGGCUAGAACUCGCUCUCCCUGCCCCAUCUCCUUGCAAAGAGGGGACAUAUCAACUUGGAUUUUCCCCAAGAAACUUAGGGCUCAUCCAGCCCUUCUCUUCCUUCAGCUUGGGGUGGACCUUUGGUUGAUACGAAAGGAAGCAGUUUUAGUAUCAGGAAAAGUUUAUUAGAAAAUGCUCAUCCUGAGCUGGUGUAGCAUGUGAUGUGGUGUUGCCAUUCAUUAAAACCAACGGGAGGAAACGUG